Serpula lacrymans var. lacrymans S7.9 is the source of this 234-nucleotide messenger RNA. RefSeq lists its product as uncharacterized. Bases 1 to 234 code for a protein of 77 amino acids. Lineage: Eukaryota; Fungi; Basidiomycota; Agaricomycetes; Boletales; Serpulaceae. The transcript is spliced from 2 exons. The record is from RefSeq and is a predicted model, not a curated record.
AUGAACGAAGGGCGUGUGAGUGGUGUGCUAACCACAAGGUCAAAUGCAAAGUCCCAGGAGGGCUUUCGCAAAGAUCGCAAAUCCUCAUAUGAACCUUUGUCAGCUUCGGAUCCAGACGUGUUGAAACGCGUGGUAACUCUGGAGGAGAACAUUGAACAGCUCAGGAAAGAGAACACAGAGAUAUCGGAGAGGUUAUUGCAGGUGGAAAUGAAAGUAUUUGUCAACAUAAAUUAA